AUGUCACAAUGCGUGGGUAGACAGAUACCAUACAAAACACAGAUACCAGAAACGGUUCUGGAAUCGCCUGGAAACUGCCAGCAGAUGCAAUUACCUCCAGCUGUUAUCGAAAACACUCCAAUUCCAGCCCAAACCCAGCAACAUGUCACUCUAAUAACGGAUUGCACGCCGUCAGUAUGCAAGAACUUGGCAAACACGAUACAAUUAAUGAUCGUUGUAGAUCUACUUAAAAAUGGGAAAGGCUCGCAGGAGCCAGUGGAAUUGGCUUUAUCCUUGCUUAAUGAUAUAACUAACUCUCCAACAUCUCCUUGUGGAUGCACAAAUCCAUUUUUCUCCAAUUCCAUUUCUAGUUUUGUGCCAACAAAUCCGAAUAUUAUUCCAUCUAUUGCCCCAAAACUCAAUCAGAACUCUUUCUUUCCAAAUUUUAUACCUUCCAACGCUAUUUCUGGAUUAAUUCCAGGUAUCACACCUUUCACUGGUAGAAUUAAUCCAAAUGCUCUAUUCUAA
Danaus chrysippus (African queen) is the source of this 507-nucleotide messenger RNA. The record is from the annotation of a GenBank genome assembly. NCBI's taxonomy places the organism in Eukaryota, Metazoa, Arthropoda, Insecta, Lepidoptera, Nymphalidae.